UCAGGUGCCAUUUGGAUAGUACUUUAGUGGCACAAUGUACUCUGAGUGGAGGUCACUGCAUUUGGUGAUUCAGAAUGAUCAGGGCCAUACCAGUGUGCUACACAGCUAUCCAGAGAGCGUUGGGCGAGAGGUGGCAAAUGCCGUGGUCCGUCCUCUUGGGCAGGCUUUAGGUGCCCCUUCAGUGACUGGUAGUGAGAGUUUGUUAAAAACUGACAAAGAAGUAAAAUGGACCAUGGAAGUAAUUUGCUAUGGACUGACCCUUCCACUGGAUGGAGAGACUGUAAAAUAUUGUGUUGAUGUAUAUACAGACUGGAUUAUGGCUUUAGUGUUGCCGAAAGAUUCCAUUCCAUUGCCAGUUAUUAAAGAACCUAAUCUAUAUGUUCAAAGUAUACUCAAACACCUGCAAAAUCUUUUUGUACCAAGACAGGAACAGGGUUCCAGUCAGAUCCGACUAUGCUUACAAGUCCUGAGAGCCAUUCAGAAACUGGCCCGUGAGUCGUCUAUCAUGGCCCGAGAAACCUGGGAAGUCUUACUGUUGUUUCUUCUGCAAAUUAAUGAUAUACUUCUGGCCCCACCAACUGUUCAAGGUGGCAUUGCUGAGAAUCUAGCAGAGAAGUUGAUUGGUGUUCUCUUUGAGGUGUGGCUACUGGCUUGUACUCGGUGCUUCCCAACACCUCCUUAUUGGAAGACAGCCAAGGAAAUGGUGGCUAACUGGAGGCACCACCCAGCAGUGGUGGAGCAGUGGAGCAAGGUCAUCUGUGCACUCACUUCUAGAUUGCUACGCUUUACAUAUGGUCCUUCAUUUCCUCCAUUUAAAGUUCCCGAUGAAGAUGCCAGUCUGAUCCCUCCAGAAAUGGACAAUGAGUGUGUUGCACAGACAUGGUUUCGCUUUUUACAUAUGUUAAGUAAUCCUGUGGAUUUGAGUAACCCAGCUAUCAUAAGCUCUACUCCCAAAUUUCAGGAACAGUUCUUGAAUGUGAGCGGAAUGCCACAAGAAUUGAAUCAGUAUCCCUGCCUUAAACAUCUGCCUCAAAUAUUUUUUCGUGCCAUGCGUGGAAUCAGCUGUCUGGUGGAUGCAUUCUUAGGCAUUUCUAGACCCCGAUCAGACAGUGCUCCCCCAACACCUGUGAAUAGAUUAAGUAUGCCUCAAAGUGCUGCUGUUAGUACCACCCCACCACAUAACCGGAGGCACCGGGCUGUUACUGUGAAUAAGGCCACCAUGAAGACAAGCACAGUUAGUACUGCUCAUGCCUCAAAAGUUCAGCACCAGACUUCCUCCACCUCUCCUCUGUCAAGUCCAAAUCAGACUAGUUCAGAACCCCGGCCACUGCCUGCCCCUCGGAGACCAAAGGUUAACAGCAUCUUGAAUCUCUUUGGAUCAUGGUUAUUUGAUGCAGCAUUUGUUCACUGUAAACUUCAUAAUGGGAUAAACAGAGACAGCAGCAUGACUGCCAUGACAACACAAGCUAGCAUGGAGUUUCGACGAAAAGGGUCACAAAUGUCCACGGACACCAUGGUUUCCAAUCCUAUGUUUGAUGCAAGUGAAUUUCCUGAUAACUAUGAAGCAGGAAGAGCUGAGGCUUGUGGGACACUGUGUAGGAUUUUUUGUAGCAAGAAGACUGGAGAAGAGAUUCUGCCAGCUUAUUUAUCCAGAUUUUACAUGCUUUUAAUUCAAGGUUUGCAGAUAAAUGAUUAUGUGUGCCACCCUGUCUUGGCCAGCGUUAUUCUAAACUCCCCUCCUUUGUUCUGCUGUGACUUGAAAGGGAUUGAUGUUGUGGUUCCUUACUUUAUUUCAGCUCUUGAAACCAUUUUGCCUGACAGAGAACUCUCAAAAUUCAAAAGCUAUGUAAACCCAACAGAAUUAAGAAGAUCCUCCAUUAAUAUCCUACUUUCUUUGUUGCCCCUCCCUCAUCAUUUUGGCACAGUCAAAUCUGAGGUGGUCCUGGAAGGAAAGUUUAGUAAUGAUGACAGCUCUUCUUAUGAUAAACCAAUAACUUUUCUGUCCCUGAAGUUGAGGCUUGUGAAUAUACUAAUAGGUGCCUUGCAAACGGAAACGGACCCCAACAACACCCAAAUGAUAUUAGGGGCAAUGUUAAAUAUUGUUCAAGAUUCAGCACUUUUAGAGGCCAUUGGUUGCCAAAUGGAGAUGCCUGCUCAAGCUCUCCUAAGGGAUUAUGCUCUUAAUACAGAUUCAGCUGCUGGGCUCCUGAUUCGCAGCAUUCAUCUCGUCACCCAAAGACUCAACUCCCAGUGGCGCCAAGAUAUGAGCAUAUCCCUGGCAGCUCUGGAGCUUCUCUCUGGCCUGGCGAAGGUAAAAGUAAUGGUCGACUCAGGAGACCGGAAGAGAGCCAUCAGUUCUGUGUGCAGCUACAUUGUGUACCAGUGUAGUCGGCCAGCUCCUCUUCAUUCCCGGGAUCUGCACUCCAUGAUAGUGGCAGCUUUUCAGUGUCUCUGUGUCUGGCUGACAGAGCACCCUGAUAUGCUUGAUGAAAAGGACUGCCUUAAGGAAGUAUUGGAGAUUGUGGAACUGGGUAUCUCAGGCAGUAAGUCCAAGAACAGUGAGCAAGAGGUCAAGUACAAAGGAGAUAAGGAGCCAAACCCUGCAUCUAUGAGGGUAAAGGAUGCUGCUGAAGCCACCCUAACAUGUAUCAUGCAGUUGCUUGGCGCAUUUCCUUCACCCAGUGGUCCUGCAUCUCCCUGUAGUCUGGUGAAUGAGACCACUCUGAUUAAGUACUCUAGGCUGCCGACCAUAAACAAGCAUAGUUUCCGGUAUUUUGUCUUGGAUAACAGUGUCAUCCUGGCAAUGCUGGAGCAACCACUUGGAAAUGAGCAGAAUGAUUUUUUCCCCUCUGUCACUGUGCUGGUCCGGGGAAUGUCUGGAAGACUUGCUUGGGCACAACAGCUUUGCCUUUUACCUAGAGGAGCAAAAGCAAAUCAGAAGCUUUUUGUGCCUGAACCUCGCCCCAUUCCUAAAAAUGAUGUUGGAUUUAAAUACACUGUGAAACAUCGGCCAUUUCCUGAAGAGGUGGAUAAGAUUCCUUUUGUGAAAGCAGAUCUGAGCAUCCCAGAUUUGCAUGAAAUCGUCACUGAAGAAUUAGAAGAGAGACAUGAAAAAUUAAGAAGUGGCAUGGCCCAGCAGAUUGCUUAUGAAAUACACCUUGAGCAACAAAGUGAGGAGGAAUUGCAGAAGAGAACUUUUCCUGACCCUGUUACAGAUUGCAAGCCCCCACCUCCUGCCCAGGAGUUCCAGACAGCUCGCCUUUUCCUUUCACACUUUGGAUUUUUGUCCUUAGAAGCAUUAAAGGAACCUGCAAAUAGUCGUCUACCUCCUCACCUUAUUGCACUUGAUUCCACGAUACCUGGAUUUUUUGAUGACAUUGGGUAUCUGGAUCUCUUGCCAUGUCGUCCUUUCGACACAGUUUUUAUUUUCUAUAUGAAGCCAGGUCAGAAGACGAACCAAGAGAUUUUAAAGAAUGUGGAGUCUUCCAGAAAUGUUCAGCCACAUUUCCUAGAAUUUUUACUCUCCCUUGGCUGGUCAGUAGAUGUGGGCAAACACCCUGGUUGGACUGGGCAUGUUUCCACCAGUUGGUCUAUUAACACUUGCGAUGAUGGUGAAGGAUCUGAACAAGAUGAAGUGAUUUCCUCUGAAGAUUUUGGGGCUAGCAUUUUCAAUGGACAGAAGAAGGUGCUGUAUUAUGCUGAUGCCCUUACGGAAAUAGCUUUUGUGGUUCCUUCUCCUGUGGAGUCCUUAACCGAUUCAUUGGAAAGUAACAUCUCAGACCAAGAUAGUGAUUCAAAUAUGGAUCUUAUGCCAGGAAUUCUGAAACAGCCAUCCCUGACGCUUGAGCUUUUCCCCAAUCAUACAGACAAUCUUAAUUCCUCACAAAGGCUCAGUCCCAGUUCUAGAAUGAAGAAGCUGCCUCAGGGUCGCCCUGUGCCCCCACUUGGACCUGAGACAAGAGUUUCUGUAGUCUGGGUGGAACGCUAUGAUGAUAUAGAAAACUUUCCCCUCUCAGAUCUGAUGACAGAGAUUAGUACUGGUGUGGAAACUACUGCAAAUAGUAGCACUUCUCUGAGAUCUACAACUCUUGAAAAAGAAGUUCCUGUCAUCUUCAUCCACCCUUUAAACACUGGAUUAUUCCGGAUAAAGAUUCAAGGAGCCACUGGAAAAUUUAACAUGGUUAUUCCUCUUGUGGAUGGGAUGAUCGUCAGCAGGCGAGCUCUCGGCUUUCUGGUGCGGCAGACUGUAAUUAACAUUUGUAGAAGAAAAAGGCUGGAGAGUGACUCCUAUAGUCCACCCCACGUCCGCCGGAAACAGAAAAUCACUGACAUUGUAAACAAGUACCGGAACAAGCAGUUGGAGCCAGAGUUUUAUACUUCACUUUUCCAGGAGGUUGGAUUCAAGAACUGCAGUUCUUAGACCUCUGUCUGUCUAGGACUAUUGAACUCCAUAUUGGGAACUAUAAUAUCAAAGCAAAACAGUUUGAUAGGUGAUCACUGUAAAAAUAAAAACAAAUCACUCCCCAAGAGCUUACUGUUUAAUCACCAGAAUAGAAAAAACACAUUAUAAACCCAUUUGUUAGAAGACUUUUGGCUGUCUAGUGAAAUGGGUUCCCAGACACAAUCAUAUUCCUGCUGGUAAUGAUGAUAUACAUUUUAGUCAUAAACUUUCUUUAAAAAGUGACACUUUUAGUUAAAUAUAAGCCUUUUGAGGAGAAAGGCUUUUAUGCAUCUCAGUUAAACACAUGCAUUGAUAGUAUCAACAAAUUUGCAAUUUAGACGUUGAAUAUAGUUUUAUACCUCACUUUUUAGGAGGUUAUAUUCAAAAUUAAAAUCUGUCUCAGAAUAUUCUAGGACAUUUAAAGACUCUGUUGAUAGCAUGGAGGAGAAGGAAAGAAGUCUCAACCUUCUACUCACUUGUAGGUUUAUGUCAUUCAACUGUCAAACUAACAAAAAGAUCAUAAAUGUUUUUUUCUCAGACAAUAAGUUUGACAUUAAAAUCUUUCACAUUAUUUCUCCACAUUUCAAAUAGUUGUCAUUCUCAUCGCUGCACAGAUCUGUCUUGAAGACCUCAGUCUCUGGACGACCCAGGAACAGAUAAAAAACAGAGACAUGACCUUGUCCUUUAAUGGGGAUGCAAAUGAAGUCUGUGGCGUUAAAAGUUAUAAGACAGCAGUGAUACCUCCACUCUCUCCAUUGUUGUCCAGCUUGGUGACAUAAUGACAGGUUACAUAUUUGUGAUUCAUUAAUUAAAUAUCACUUAAAGAAAUGUAAAUUCACAAUAGGAGUUGAAAAUUAUUUGGUUUCAUCCACUGUUUCUCGUUUCAGAACCAAGCAGCAAAACUGCAAUAGUUUAUGAAGGAUUCUAAUUGGGGUUCAAGAAAUAGCCUCUCAAUGCUACUAAUUCAGAUCUGUCCCAGAGAGCUAUUGGAUUUCAUCAUGAUUGACAAAUAUUAGUAACCAUCUCUUUGGGUGGCUACUUUUAGAAAUGGCUGUUGUCACGUUUUCUGAACUUUGCCAGCUAAAGGCACAACAAAUCCCUGCUAGGGUUUUGGAAAUACUUCUGUUACCUCGCUGCUACUUUUCUGCCAGGGAUAAAACUUUUGAGGUAGCCAGACCCAGAACAUCCUUACAAGGAUUCCUGUUACAGUGCUACAGUAUAUACCACUCAUUUCUCCUAUUCUUAUGUGCUUUCUUCUUUAGUAAGAUUAUUUUAUGUUAAGUAAAUAAGUGACAUCUGAAGUCCAAAGAGAAGUGAUCACAGUUGUAUAAGGAGUAUUUUCCUACUUGAACUUUGAUGUCAGUAGAUUCUGUAGGUCGGGAAUACUAUGAUCUGUUUGGUUUGAUGUUUUGGUAGUCUGUCUAGGGGGUGGGGGAUAGUGUAGGACCUGAUUCCCUGUGCAGACAUCUCAAUUCCAGUGUAUGUAUUUUGCCAUCUAUGAGCAAAAAAUGUGGGCAUAGAAGCUUCUGGUUUUAAGUUUGCCAUUCCCUUUUCUUCAUGUUUGUUUUAAGCUCAGGUAAAGCUAUCCUCCUAUGACUCUAGUUUUCCAUUCGGGGUGUAAUAUUAUUCAAUAGUUGAUUUUCUUUUUAAGCUGGACAAUAAAUUGAUGUUUCUGGAUGGUCGUAUGUAGAGGGGGGUAUAAGAUAAAGAUUAGCAAAUUCUACCUUAAAAAAUGUUUUAGUAGCUCAACAGGAAUAAGGAGGUUUAACAACUUUCAAGGGAAUUCCAGAUUGACAUUUUAAGGGGAAAAUGGGCCCUUGUUCUAAGUUGAAGUGAACAAAAACGGCUAUAAAUUGAUGUGCAACUUACAACAUUCCAGGGGUUAAAAAUAACUGGUGGAGAUGUACUUCUUUAGUGUGAUUCUUUAGAUACAACUUUUACCUUUGACGUAGUUUUAAUGUCAGAAAAAUGUGUAGUGUGUGUGUUGGGGCUGGACUUGCUGACCCUUCAGUUAGCUCUAAUUUUUGGCACCUCUUUGUAAUUGUAAUGCCUUUGUUAAGUGACCAACCAUGUUGAAUGCAGUUUGUGAUCUGGAGAUUUAAUGGUCUUCCAGGGAAGGGGGAUGUGCAGCCCCUGAAGGUGUUGAAACCCUGAUGUACAGAGCCAGUGGGAUAUGGGGUACCAUACCUUACCAGGAACUGGUUCCUUCUGUUCAAAAGAACGCCUUCUCCAAAAGGGAGUGUGAUAAGAAGUAUGGAUCUGAGUUCAUGGUUACCAUGUUCACCCACUGCUGUGUUAAAAAUCACUUUGAGUAGAAUAACCCCAGAGGAACAUAUGUAGUACCUAAUACUAAUCUGUUAGUCACCUUUGUGGGGAAGCCAGGACCACUCUAGGACCACUUUUGACUGUGGCUUAAGCAGUUCAGUUGCUGCAUCUGCCGGUGCACCACGAGGUGGGUGAGUGUGACAUUCUGUGAGGAGGAAAGUAUUUACCUGGGAGAUAGACAGGGUAACCUGCCCCUCCUACCCGCUUCUUGAGUUUGGAGGGGGGAGCUUUUUUCCUCCUCCCUGGCUAGGGGAGUGAGGAGGGCAUUUACCUUUUUUCAUUCUUUCCUUGUUUAGCCAGCUCUCCCUUUUGUCCUGAGCUUCUUCCUAAGACCCUCUCCUAUCCUUUGGCUCUUUGAUAGGAAAAAUCACAUCAUGGGUUACCAGCCAUGCACUUGAGCAUGUACACACACACACACACACACACACACACGUGCACAUUUUCCUUCAUUUCCAGGUCCUCUAUUUCAGGGCAGCCCAUUCUCCUCUGGACUCAGUUGUAAGUACAAAAUAGUCGCACCUUUGGCCAGUGAUGUCAGUUGCCUACAGGUUCCAUGUGUAAGGCCUUCAUGAAGUGUUACUUUCUACAUAUACUGGGAAAGCGUUUGUCAGGCUCUGCAGACUGGUUUUUAGUGAAGCAGAUUCUUUGAGUAUUUAUUUCUUUUGGAAGGUGGAACUUUACCCAAAGUGGGAGUUAGCCUUGCUCAAAAUACAUGUUUUAUGGUAGAUGGUAAUUUGACCCUCCUGCUGGCGGCAGUUCUCCUUCAGCAUUCUAAAACCCAUUCAGGUUAUAUCUUCUUAAAAAUAGUUGAUUUCUGUGUUUACAUGAACUGGUCCUUGGAGACAAAUGUUCUGUUUUAAAGAUUUCCAUGACAGCCUCUUUUCCUGAGAUGGAGAGACUGGAGGUGAUUCAUCCGUACCAUGUGGAGUCACAAGGAGUGUUUCUCAGUAGCUCAAGAAGCCAUGUACUGUAUAGUGUUUUUCAGAAUAUCAACUUAUGUUCUUCAGAUGCUUUUCUUUUUUUAAUGGUGAAGGAAAAGUAUAAUUUGGGAUUCCACAGUGCCUUGCAUAUAGUAGGCGCCCAAUAAGUACUUGUUGAAGCAUACCUAGUUUCCCAAGUCCUCAUCUCUUGCAGUGAUCAAGACAUCUUUCUCCUCUGAAGGGCUUGGCAGUUGUGGCUAAAAAAAUAAACAGUAUCAUUAUUUGCUUGAAAUCAUAUAUACAGUUUGUAUGAAUUUCAGUAUGUUGCCAAGACAUGAUCUUUUUCUUAUUGUAUUUUCUGUAAAUAUUUCUGGCACUGAACUGUAAAGUAAAGAUAAAAUGUACAUAUGAAGGUGUCUCCAUGUCCCCUCACCUCCUGUGUUUAUCCUCGUCGGUUAGGGAAGAAGGCCCAGAGGGUUGUUUGUAUUUAUGCCAAUCCUUUAUCCAGAAGAAACCCAUGGAUAUUGAAUGUAAUACAUUUAGUCAAUUAAAUUUUAAGGAAAUUCUUAUCUAA
This is a messenger RNA of Carlito syrichta (Philippine tarsier), 8260 nucleotides long. It is a transcript of the gene RALGAPB, whose product is annotated as Ral GTPase activating protein non-catalytic beta subunit. The record is from RefSeq and is a predicted model, not a curated record. The transcript is spliced from 29 exons. The coding region runs from base 35 to 4420 and encodes 1461 amino acids. Gene Ontology annotation, biological process: regulation of small GTPase mediated signal transduction; activation of GTPase activity. Gene Ontology annotation, molecular function: GTPase activator activity. NCBI's taxonomy places the organism in Eukaryota, Metazoa, Chordata, Mammalia, Primates, Tarsiidae.